GUGCUCCUGUCCCAAUUCUGAGGACUUAACCCAGACUUCGUCCCCAACGUGGAAUGUAGAUGGGCGGCGGUGUCUGUUUUCAGAUUCUAUCAUUGUCGCCUGUGCCUUUUGCAUUUGUUCUACUCCCUGCUGCAUCUUCUGUUCGUAACGAUAAGCGAACUCUAAGGUACCCGGUGCAGCAGUUGGCUGGUUCUCAGGGUGUGUACGUUAGGAAGGAUGCAUGCUGCAUAAGUGUGGUCUGGUCUGAGCUUGCUCUGAUUAUCACAUGCUUGCUUACCCCAACAUGUGCCUAUUGUCUCCUUCGCCUGUUGUGCAGGUCUGACUUUACGAAGACAGCCAUGCCAAGAGGAGGGAAGGGGACACGGCCGCCUCAGAGGCCGUUGGGCGCAUCAGGAGGAUAUGAGCGGCAUGGGCCUCGCCAACGAGAGAGUACUCUAGUCUACAAUGAUGGGGACAUCGAGCUAUUCCUGGACAGUUUCUGGGAGCAUGCGAGGCGUAUGGGCUGGACCGUCRCUCAGGCGAUUGAGAGAUUGAGGGGAGCAGGUAGGUUCGAAGAGCCCAUUGCCAUGAUUCGUAGGGAGGCGACGACGAGGCAGGAGGUGGAGAUAAGGAUGGAGGAGUUGCGACCCUCGCCUGUGGGACCUGAUGGCAGGCCGAUCAGCUUGGAGAUUGGAAAUGCGUCGGACUUCAUCCCCGCGUUUGAGUGGUUCAUGCAAGAGCAGGGCAUACAGAGAGAUGAUUGGAUGCAGACACUACCACUCUGGACCAGGAAGGCAGAAAGGCCACUGGCUAUGCAGAUCAGGGACAUGGUACGAGAUUGGGAAAGUUGCAGGGCACAUUUGAGAGAGGCCUUUCGACGGUCAGAGCUCCUUCAGCCCAGAGUCGAGAGGCGGCAGAGGAGUCAGAGGCCGAGGAACCCUGAGCCCAGGGAGGCGAGACCAUCUCGAGGAGGACGGAAGACCCUAGCCAGGAGAGAGCAGGAGCAAGAGGAUGAGGAGCGAAGGGCAUACCCUGAGUGUGGGUUGGGGCCAGUGGAGUUCCAUCGUUUUACUGAGGGUGGAUUGAGGAGGUUGCCAGCACACACACAGGGGAAGCCACCAGCGUCAGAGGGGCCCUUGAGGGAAUUGGAGAUGCAUUUAGAUAUUUCUCGGUGGAGGGCGUUGCUUCAGGGAGAGGAGCAUGGAGAACAGGCAGAGGAGGUGUCACGAGGGGAGGUGCCACGAGAGGAGGUGCCACAAGGGGAGAUACCAGGAGAGGAGAUGCCGCGGGAGGAGGUACCACAGGAAGAGAUCUGGGGUACUCGGCAAGUGAGAGGGCUGGACGAUGAGGGGAGACGUGCAGGGAAGGAAGUGAUAGAGGUUGGAGAGAACACGCCCCCACAGACGCCAGCAGUGGCCAAGGCCCCGGAAAUUCCUGAAAUAUGGAGAGACUUCUGGGAGGAGAGAGGAGAGGAGCUUCCAUCGCCAAUCAGAGCCGGGUUUGGGGUGGCUAGGAAGGCGGAAGAAAGGUUAGAUCGUAAAAUCAAGUUCCUGGCCAAGACCACUUUUGACCGGCACUUGUUAUUGGAGGGCGAUCUGGCGGGGAAGAAAAUGAAGGAAGCCAGCCAUGGAGUACGUCUGGAGGCUAUGGAGGUGGAAAUUCAGGAACUUAGGGCUUUGGUGGUCAGCCAGGCAGCUAUCAUUGAGAGCCUGAGGCAGCAAACCCAGGGAAAGGUGGACAGACUAGAGAGUAGCCGACAGGGAGAGCAGAGGCAGCCAGGACAGCCAUCUACGAAAGAGCCUCACCAAGAACCGCCUAUAGGGAGAGUUAUCCUAGAGCCAGAGGAGGCGAGAGCCCAGAGACAGGCAGAGAGAGAGGCGUUCGAGUUUAGAGCCCCUACUGAGCUCGCGACGCUGCCGGUGGAGGCGGCAGGCCCAGUCGUACCUUUGGCAGUAGAGGAAGGGCUGCCACCAUCUAGCAGUGAGCCGGCUCAGGGCUCGGCAGAGGGAUCCAUGGGCGUGCUCCUUGAGGCGGGGCAUACUAUGCAGGAGGAGGUGAGUUUGUUUUCACCUGAGCAGAGGAUAGAGGAGCCUCUUGAGAGAGAGAUGGGGAUUGAGGAGGAGGGUGUCAUCGAAGGCAGACCGCUGAGAGGGAGGUCAUCCACGCGAUAGAGAUUAUCCCAGGGUCUAGCAUUCCAAAGGGUAAGAUCUAUCGGAUGUCUCCAGGCUAGCUUGAUGAGUUUCGCCGACAACUC
Chara braunii is the source of this 2233-nucleotide messenger RNA. Lineage: Eukaryota; Viridiplantae; Streptophyta; Charophyceae; Charales; Characeae. The record is from the annotation of a GenBank genome assembly.